Acanthoscelides obtectus is the source of this 324-nucleotide messenger RNA. NCBI's taxonomy places the organism in Eukaryota, Metazoa, Arthropoda, Insecta, Coleoptera, Chrysomelidae. The record is from the annotation of a GenBank genome assembly.
AUGGUUAGUGAAAGAAGGGACUUUGUAUUACCUUUUGAGCCCGAUUCCAGUGAUGAUGAAAUGGAAACAGACGAAGAAGGGGAAAAGGAACCAACUCGGAUGACGGCGGACUCAACCAGUAUAUACCCUUCAUUUCCGGUAUGCGAUAGCAUUGAGACAUUUGUUUUGGCCGACGGUGACCCAGAUCAGAGUCACUUGCACCAUUCCACAUACCCUGAUAGUCCUGGGCCCUGUAAAACAUCGGUGAUACCAGAUGAGGAUGAGGAGUUCGUCGUUAUCAACGGAGAUAGAUUAUCCGAAGAUGAUAUGAUGUUAUCGGACUAG